Messenger RNA from Camellia sinensis, 489 nucleotides. Lineage: Eukaryota; Viridiplantae; Streptophyta; Magnoliopsida; Ericales; Theaceae. The record is from RefSeq and is a predicted model, not a curated record.
AUGCGAGAGGCAAUCAGAAGAGUAUUUCUUGACGCAAGACAUCGAUUAUGUAAUUGGCAUCUUGGGAAAAAUGCUGUUUCAAAUGUUCACAUAAGUGGCUUUGCACAUGCUUUCAAGCAGUGCAUGGACAUGGAAACGGAUGAGACAAAGUUUGAGCAUGGCUGGACGACAAUGGUCGAAGAAUUUGGACUUCAAACCAACAGUUGGGUGUUGGAGACAUAUGAGAAGCGUCAUAUGUGGGCUGAGGCAUAUAUGCGUGGACAUUUCUUUGCUGGGAUGAAGAGCACUCAGCGCUCGGAGUGUAUGAAUGCUUAUUUCAAUCCCUUCCUCCAACACAAAUUGAAGCUAUAUGAAUUUGUUAGGCACUAUGAUCGGGCUCUUGCAAGGAUAAGGUAUAAUGAGGCUGAUGCUGAAACAAUUAACACUUUUCCGGUAUUGAUUACUCCAUUGCGAGAUAUAGAGAGACAUGGGGCUGAGCUAUUCACCUGA